Messenger RNA from Cladophialophora yegresii CBS 114405, 1167 nucleotides. RefSeq lists its product as uncharacterized. NCBI's taxonomy places the organism in Eukaryota, Fungi, Ascomycota, Eurotiomycetes, Chaetothyriales, Herpotrichiellaceae. The record is from RefSeq and is a predicted model, not a curated record. The transcript has a single exon. Bases 1 to 1167 code for a protein of 388 amino acids.
AUGGCGCCGUCUCCCCCAGCUGUCACAGACGGUUCCAAAACUUGGGCACCGUCCCAUCUCUUCGACAAUUCCAGUCCGGAGACUUGGAAUGCAGUCCACUCACACCUAAAAGCAGAUGAAUUUCGAGCAGCGAUAGCCUCAGCCUUUGAAUUGCCUCAAGGUGAUAGCUUCACAUAUCAUGCCACGGCGAGCGUCAAUCUUGCCCAGGCGGAGGCGGCCAUCCGUGCCGGAAGAGUAAAUGGCUUACAUGAUUGGUAUGUCGAGCCCGCUGAGGCGCAUACUAAGGGCCAGGACGUGAAGGCAACCGUUGCAGGUCAACCAGGGCUACGGACGGCGGGUUACCCGCCUGCAAGUGAUAUCCAAGCAUAUAUUGCGCUAUUUGACCCGACAAAAGCUGCUGCGAACAGUUUGAAAUCAUUGGCCGCGAAUGCAAAGAAAGGAUCACUCCGAGCUACAGUCGCAGAGUAUCUUCAGAGCAAACGCCAUCUCGACCCGUCAAUAGCUGUCCCAAAGUACAAGCCUUCAGCUACCGCCAAGGUCCACGAAAACCCGUCUCUCGACUUUUGGGCAUAUUCCUGCAUGGCCCUAGAGUACGUGGGCCCCAACGCCCAGACUGCCCUUGUCAAGACCUCGCACCACAUCUUGCCAGUGUACAUGCACCACUUUGGCUGCGUCGUGCCGUCAUGGGAAUCCCUGCAGAUCAUCUCGAAAUCCGCCGGCGGUCGCAGCGUGCUGGACAUGGGCAGCGGCAACGGAUACUGGACGCUGAUGCUCCGUCGGCUUGGGGUUCAGACGGUGGCGGUCGACAGUGGACAGUCUCGCUGGCGGACGACCUGGAUCGCAGACACGGUCGUCACGGAUGGGUUGCAAUACCUGCGCAAACACUCCGGGUGUACCGAUGUGGUGUUGUUGCUGGUCUACCCUAUCGUGGGCGGUGACUUUACCCGGCGGGUCCUCGACGCGUACGCGGGCGAUGUGAUUUGCGUGGCGGGUACGCAGAAUGGGAAUGGGUACACCGGGUUCAAGGACAUGAUGGUCGACGAGUACAUGAGCAGGGAGAGGCAGGGAUGGCGCAAGGUCGCGCAGGUGCCGCUACCGAGUUUUGCAGGAAAGGACGACGCGCUAUUUGUGUUUAGGAAGGAGAAAGUGGGGGAGGGCAAUGGGUGA